Messenger RNA from Diatraea saccharalis (sugarcane borer), 1320 nucleotides. The record is from the annotation of a GenBank genome assembly. Lineage: Eukaryota; Metazoa; Arthropoda; Insecta; Lepidoptera; Crambidae.
UCAUCCCAAAGAUAAAUAGAGAUCCAACGAUGACCGGUGCUUUAUAUCGAUUUAGCCGUCCGGGUUCCGCUGUGAGUGCGAGGCGGGGUGGACGGGUCCGCGGUGCGACGUGCCGGCGGGCGCGGGGGCGGGGGCGGGCGCGGGGGCGGAGUGCGGCUGCUUGAACGGGGGCGUGUGCCGCGAGGACGGCGCGUGCGACUGCCGGCCCGGGUACGCGGGGGCGCAGUGCGAGGCGCCAAUGGACUGCCGCGCGUCGUCCUGCCCCAUGUACCAGGAGUGCGUGGAGCAGGCGGGGGCGUGGCGCUGCGCGGCGGCGGGGGCGGAGUCUGCGUGCGCGUCGGCGCCGUGCCACAACGGCACGUGCGUGGGCCGCGACCACACCUACUUCUGCCAGUGCGCGCCGGGGAGCACAGGAAGAUUAUGCGAGCUGGAUAUCGACGAAUGCGCCCGAUCUCCGAAGAUAUGUAAUAACGGAGUGUGUGUAAACGUGCCGGGUUCAUACCAGUGCUACUGUCGUCCCGGAUACACCGGUGACAGCUGCGAGCAGGACAUCGACGAGUGUCUAUCGUCGCCCUGCAAGAACGGCGGCACUUGUCUGAAUUUGGAAAAUAAUUACGAGUGCACUUGUAUGGAAGGCUUCGAAGGCAAGGACUGUUCGGUGAACAUAGACGAGUGCUCGACGAGUCCGUGCGCGGCGGGCUCCACGUGCGUGGACGGCGUGGCCGCGUACACGUGCGUGUGCCGCGACGGACUCACGGGCGCGCGUUGCGAGCAGGACAUCGACGACUGCGAGUCGGCGCCGUGCCUGCACGGGGGCCGGUGCGUGGACCUGGUCAACGGGUACUCGUGCGAGUGCGCGGGCACGGGGUACGGCGGGGUACAGUGCGAGUUGGACAUCGACGAGUGCGCGCCGCAGCCCUGCCAGCACGGCGGCACCUGCCUCGACGCCCUCAACGACUACCGCUGCACCUGCCAUCCGGGAUACACGGGUACGGUACCUUCCAUCAUGCCAAACCACUAUGUUAACCUAGCUAUUGCUUAGUUCAAAGCAGAUUUAUCUACUACAUAUAUUUUAAUUCAAAUUUAAUGCAUUUAUUGAAUAUUGCUCAGGAGUUGUGAUAAAAUUCAUGUACAAAUUAAAAUUAAUUAUAUUCUAUUACUUUAAAAAUAUCACGAUGAUAAAAAAUACAUAUCACAUUUUUAAUCAUAAAAAGAUUAAUUCAUAUAAUUAUUUAUUUAAUAUUAUAAUAGGGUAGUUUUCAUAGUGAAAAAUAAGUCACGACAUUGCACAAAAACUAACAUUUACAUCGUAAUAAAUAU